UUCAGUUGAUGACCCCGGGUUGACCUCAUGACGAACAUGCGCCGAUUUGAAAAUUCUUGGUCGACUUGUCAGUGUCACUCCGUUUCGUCGUGACUGAAAUCUUCCGGACAUUUUUAGGCAAAAUGAACCAAACGAGUAGGAAGAAGGAAGAUGCCGAUAAACUUCUCCAGUCUGUGAAAGAGAAAGCGAAGAAUCCUCGUGAGAUCCAACUUAAAGGGUUUCACAUUGCCAGCCUGUACACCCAAGCCAAGGAGUACCGAACCGCGCUCCAUCACGUCCAGGAUUACCUCGCCGUCAAGCCCAACGACGUCAGGGCCCACCGCCUCCUGGGGGAAAACUAUGAGGCCCUGGGGGACGUCAAGAAGGCCAUCCAGAGCUACCGGCGGGCCCUGGAGCUGAACGAGAUGCAGAAAGAUCUGGUCCUUAAAGUUGCUGAGCUGUAUUGCCGUGUGGGCAGGGAGGACUACGACGCGGAGAGGCAUCGGUACUGGGCCGAGCGGGCAGAGAAAUACUUCCCAGGGAACCCGAAGAUUUACGCCAUCAUGGAGCAUAUAUACCGCAAGAGUGGGAAACUGAACGACUUCAGAACCUAUCUCCAACAAAAAAUGAGGUCGCGACCUCAAGAUCUGAAGCUGCACCUUCAGUUGCUGGAAGUGCUGAUAGAGCUGCAGAAGCUGAAGGAUGCGCAGCAGCUCUGCGCGCAGGUAGAGGGCGCCAGACUGUUUGACCAGGAGCUCCAGUGGUGGAAAAAGACGUUCCAGCUGUACCAGAUGAUACUGUUGAGUGUAGACGACGGCGAUCAGUCUCCAGAUCACAUCGUCACGUUUGGUCACAUGCUGGUCAGCAUCAACAACCUAGCCCGCAUCACGCUGUCUGUGCACAACACGGCCGUCACACAGGCGUCCAAGCUGCUUAGAGUGAUGGACAAAGAGUUAUUCCGUGCCUGUGACUACGUCGAUGCCAGCCCGUCGUGCCCGGAGCAGUCUGGUGCCCAGACUGUGCUGCAAGAAAUGAAGGCGCAGCUGUACACGCACCUGGCUACACUCCUUGUCAAAAUGGCGUCCACGGGUUCGGCUCGCUGGGCGGACGUCGUUGGACUUGUCACAUCGUGUUAUCUGGUCAGCGCCCAGGUGCCGUCUUGCCAAGAAAUAACGAGGACGUCGUCGACAACGAGGGGCGACAUGAGCGUUGGCAGCAGUGGGAACGUCAACAGACGGAUCUACAGCCUGGCCCAGUGUCGUCUGAGUGAAGUCUGUCACAUUCUGACGAGCAUUGUGAAACAGCAGAGGAAUGCCCGAUGGCUGAAGCAGUGCCACACAUCUUGGUGCUCGGAAGAGGGUCGGCAACAGCUUCUGUCUCAAGCCUUUGGCCAAGGAGGUCUGGAUCCGGCCUCCUCGUUCCUGAUGAUGGAUGACAGUCUCGUCGGCGCCAGAUUCUCCGAACUUCCCAGCCUAAUUGAGACUGUGUUUCUGUAUGACCAAGAAUCCAUCAAGUCCGAGCCGGCCAGUCUCCAGCGACUAGUUUGGAUGGGCCUGCAGUGGGAUGUCCGCCACGACGGCAUCUUGCCAGACCUGGGCCAGUUUCUCCAGCCCGUCUUCUCCCGUCUCCUGUUCAGCACCCAGCACCUUGAGAAUACCUCGGUAGAUAACAUACGGCUGCUGGACAUCGAGGCUUUCCUAUAUUGCUGCGUCCACGUGGCCAAAGGGCAGCAGGAACAACUGCAGGCCAGGGUUCAGAACCUGCCCAAGACCCUCCCCCUGGGGUUGUGUCGCGGGAUGUGUAGCCCCCAGCAGCUGGAGUGGUAUAGCGCCCUCUACUGUCUGUAUACAGCCAAGGCGAGCCCUAGUGAGCGAGCCAAGUUGCGGCUUAUUGUCCAGAAAGGUCUGGAGGUGUUGCGAUGUCGGAUGAACCACGGAAUGGAGACGUCGCUGCUCAUACGUCUCGGACGCACAUUCGGACAAAGGAUGCAAGAAGUUCAGCAGUCGAGCGCCGGUGACGACAACAGGGACCAGUGGAGCGGCUUCCAGCAAAUGAGCGUCAUGUACUGGCAGGCCGCACUGGAACACCUUCAGCUGAUCGCCAGGAAUCAGGCCGUUCCUACUCAACAGAAGCCAUUCUUUCCCUAUGGAAGUAGACCUAUCCCGGCGGACAAGCUUCAGGAGUAUCAAGACGAAGGCACCGUGGCCAUCGCCCAGCACAAGUUCCAGCAGGGCCAGUUCCAACAAGCUGUAGCCAUGCUGGACAAAACCAAGUCGGCCGACGGCUCCUAUCUCAAAGCACAGAUGUACCUGAACAAGGCGCAGACUGAGGCCGAAGGUCAGGGGUUAGAGGUCAUCUCAAGCCCGCUGAGUCGGCAAGGUGAACUGCUGGACAAGGCCAAACACGCACUGUUUGAUACCAUGGAUAGCAUCCAGAACCAGCCGGAUAAUCCGCUCCAUGAGCAAAUCCAGACCUCUCUGAUGGAGAUUGACGAUCAGCAGAUUGCGUUGAGCCACGAAGUUGCCGCUUUGGAGGAAGAGGAAGGGACCGCUGCUGGCGACACGCUGCUCGGAUCGCUCAACUACAGCGGGAACGCCAGUCGCCUCAGCGACGUGGCUCCACUAGAGGCGGCUGGGAACGACCCCAGCCCCCGCCGGCUUGCAGCCGAGCUUCGCUCCCUGAACCUCUCCCACGGCCGACUGAUGGAAGAAAACGCCCAGCUGCGUUCACUGGCCACCACUCACAGCCGCAUCUUGGAGCAGAACCAGCAACUGAUCGACAAGCAGAACACGUUGAUGGAGUCCAACAACGCCCUGAUGAAGCAAGUCCUGGAACUCAACGUGAAAUUUCAGGAGUUGACCACCGCCCAGGCCCAAAAGGCAGCCGCUACGCCCCCGCCACCCCCUCCACCCCAGCCCAUCCCGGACAUCAACUCCAACCGACCAAUCAUCAUCUCCGCCGCAGAGUGCAAAAUCGACAACCUCUCCGCGACCCAACUGGGCGGGACAGGGUACCCUAUCAUGGCCCACCCCGGCCUGGCCAGCCCCAUGCCGGGAGUGGCUAGCCCCAUGCACGGCCUGCCUGCAACCAGCCUGUACCACCAUCCAGGGUACGGCUACUACGCCGCCCCGCAGGCCUACGGCUUGGCCGCGGCUGGGGCGUACGAAACACCCGGGCUGCACCCGAGCCUCAUCACGUCGACGCCGGCAAUGCACGCGGCCCACGUGCCCGGCGCGCCGCAAUACGUGAUGUUCGAUGACGACACAUCACCUACCGAAGCUGAGGCUCCAGGUGCUUCAGUACCUACAGGAACUCCUGCUGUUGAUGUUCAGACAAACGCCGCUUUCAGAGGAGGCAUGGUCGCCCAUCCGACAGAACCAGCAGAUGUACCUCAGUUUGCAUCACUUGUACCACAAACCGCUCCGGAACAUAAGACCCCAGAGCCACACGUUGGCCUUGCAGGGACUUCCUCUGCUCCCGCCAAAGCUGCCUCAAAGGCAGCAAGUGGUCAAGAUGUCAGCAGCAACUCCCCUCUCCUAUUGUCCAUGCUGAUGGACAAGCCGGAGGAUUCCUCCAAGGCUGGAUUUUCCAAGUCGGGUUCCAUCACGGCCGGUACCCCACCCCAAGCGUUCACACCCGUGUCCAGUAAGCCCUCGACCGUGGCUUCCACUACCCCCUCCAUCGGGCCCGCUCCAACCCAGGGAUUUUUCUCCGGUGGGUCAGUUUCUCAACCAGCUUUCGGCUCAGGCCAACAACUGGCUUCCGCCGCACCUAAUCCCACUUCUGCCACCACUUCCGCCCCCACUGCUAUGUCCGACUUCUCCUUCAAAAUCCCCCAGCCCUCAUCGACCCAACUCCAACCAGUGACCCCCGCGGCUACGUCAAUCAAAACCACUUCCCAGUCCCCCUUUGCUGGAUUCAGUUUCGGUCAGCACCCAUCAGGAACAGGUUUUGGUUUAAACAGCUUUGCGAGUGUUGGCAAACCUUCAGAAACUCUGCAGAAAGACAAUGUUGUUGACGAUGAUGAUGAUGACGACGUGAUCUUUGUUUCGGAGAAGAUGCCCACUCCUGAUCAGCGGGCCAGGGCCGAAGCACUCCUCCUCCCUCCUACCUUCUUUCUCUACGAGGAUGAACCGCCGUGUCCCGGCUGCCCUGGAUGCGAGCCUGAGGACCUAGCUGCCAGAGGAAAGAGUCUACCUAAAUCAACUCAGCCAGCAGCCAAUGUGCCACAGUCGCACGGGCCAUCGUUCGGCAGCGCUGCCUCUGUUCAGCAGACGUUUGGUGAUGUCGGUAAGGCAGCCCCUACCAAGGAGACGCCAACAACAUUUGGCACCCAAGAACCUAGCCAGCCAUCUUCAAUAUUUGGUGGUGGCGGUGGAACGUCGACGCUGAGUUUUGCCAAUAUCACUGCAGACACACAGGGGACAUUUGCCGGAGGGUCCACCAAGGGCUUCUCUUUCGCCCAGGCCGGGGCACAGGUCUUCGGCGCGGGUGCGGGUGAAGAUGGCGGGGCAGAGGAAAGCCACGAACAUGACCCGCAUUACGAUCCGAUCAUGACGCUUCCGGAGCUCGUGCAAGUCAAGACUGGUGAGGAGGAUGAAGAGAUAAUGUACAAGCAGCGGGCCCGUCUGUAUCGCUACGCCAAGGACCUGGGCGUCUGGAAGGAGAGAGGCAUCGGAGAGGUCAAAUUGCUGCGUCACAAACAAAGCGGCGCCCUGCGACUGAUCAUGCGACGGGAGCAGGUCUUGAAGCUGUGCGCCAACCACCGCAUCACCCCGGACAUGAAGCUGGACCCCCUGCAGUCCUCAGACCGAUCCUGGGUCUGGCACGCCAUCGACUACUCCGAGGACGAGCCCUCCCACGAGCAGCUGGCCAUCAAGUUCAAGACCGCCGAGCUGGCCCACGAGUUCAAGCGCCGCCUUGAGGAGCUCCAGGUGGCCAGGAGAGAAGAGGAGGAGAGAGAGGAGGAGCAGAAGACAGAGGCGGCUGCGGCUGCAGCUGAGGCGGUCCAAGACACCGAAGAAGAUGUGGAGGAAACGAAGGAGGAAUAUGUCGCUGGAGGAAGCAGUGAGCCAGAUCAAGGGGCAGCAAGUGAGGACGUAUUUGCCAAAUUCAAGAGCCAGGCAGGAGACUGGCAGUGCGAAAUGUGCAUGCUGAACAAUAGUAAGGAUGACACAAGUUGUGCUGCUUGCAUGACGCCCAAACCCGGGGUAGCUCCGCAAACUGGAAGUUCCAGCGCUUCAGCAAGCAAUGUCAAAUUUGGUGGAGGUGGCGGUUUCAAAUUUGGCAGUACUGACAGUGCCGCUAAACCAGACUUUAAAUUCGGUGGACCAGCUGUUGGGUUUUCGAGUGCAACAUCCCUCUCAACUCCUGGAUCCUCGCUGUCGACCGGACAAUUCAGAGCUACGCAGUCUGACACUACCCUGACAACUGCCAAGGAAAUCACUCCGGCAGCCCCUACCACCCAGUUUACGUUCGGGGGCGGCUUCCAGAAGUUUGAUCUCGGAGGAGCAGGCGACACGGCCGCAUCGCCGAUGGCAGCAGUGCAGAGCCCCAGCGCGGGAUUUGCCUUCGGCGCCAGCGGACUGACCCCUCCAAAAGCUGGCGGCGCCGCUGACACCGCCGUGGCUUCUGCUUCCCCGGCGGUUCAGGUGAUUCCGGUCAAACCCUCAGUCGGGUAUGUCUUCGGGUCCAAGCCGGCUACGUCCACCCCCGCCCCAACCGCCAAGCCAAAACAGGAAACCCCCAAAGGCUUCUCCUUUGCAGACAUUGCCAAAUCCAAGGGCUCAGCCUUCUCCUUCCGACUGGAUGUCAGCAAAACUCCAGACGUGAGUUCUGAGAAGUCGCCCGUCAAGCCCAAAUCCCCAGGCUUCAUGAAAUCGCCGGGAUUCAACAAGAGCGGCGACAAUGAGUAUUACAAAGACGACGACGGUGAUCACAUCCAUUUUGAGCCCGUCGUUGAGCUGCCGGAGAACGUCCAGGUGACAACAGGCGAAGAGGGCGAGACUGCAAAAUUCAGCCACCGGGCCAAGCUCUACCGCUUCGACAAAGAUACCUCCCAGUGGAAAGAGCGCGGGCUCGGGGACAUCAAGCUCCUGUACAACCCCGACAACCGGAAAUACCGCAUUGUCAUGCGUCGGGAACAGGUCCUGAAGGUGUGUGCCAACCACUUCGUCACGCCUGAGCUUAAUCUCAAGUCCAACGCCGGGUCGACAAAAUCCUGGGUCUGGAUGGCGAUGGAUGCUUCUGAGGACGAGGUGCAAAUGGAGCAGCUUGCCGUUAGGUUCAAAACGGAAGAGACAGCUCUGGAGUUCAAGAAGGCAGUAGAUGCAGCCAAGGAGGAUAUCAAGAAAGCAGAGAGUAAAGAAGUGACAACAUUAGAAAUUGAAAAAGAAAAGAAAAACGACCAAGAGAAGGAUGGCGGUCAAGCCACGAAGGAAGUCGAUGGAGGAGAUGUUCAGGAUGUCAAUGCCGGAUCGAAGACGCCUGAUGAACUGGAGGCUGAAGGCAGUGUUGACGAUGAUGAUGAUGAGGAUUAUGAAGAUGUUGAUGACGACGAUGAAGAUUACGAGGAUGUGGAUGAUGACGAUGAUGAAGAUGAUGAUGGGGAGGACGAUGAAGAAGAUGAAGAUGAUGAUGAUGAUGAUGAUGGUGGUGAACGAGUUGGAGAUGAAGAUAAACAAAUCGAAGACAAAGAUGAACAAGUCGAAGACAAAUAUGAACAAGUCAAAGCCCAAGACGCUCAAGCUGAAGACAAGGAUGUUAAAGAAGAACAAGAGCCAUCAGCAGAAGGCGAACAAAUCAAAGACGAAGGUGAACAAGUCAAAGACGAAGGCGAACACAUCAAAGACGAGGGUGAAAAAGUCGAAGACAAAGAUAAAGAAAUCAAAGAUGAAGAUAAACAAGUUGAAGACAAAGAUGAACAAGUCAAAAACCAAGAUGCUCAAGCUGAAGACAAGGAUGUUAAAGAAGAACAAGAGCCUUCAGCAGAAGCGGGUGAUCCUGACGUACCCCCUGUCAAAUCCUGCGAUCCCAACAUCUCCAAGGCCUUCUCGGAGCUCCUGCGCAGCGCCAAUGCCAGCCACGCCCAGAAGCCAGAGGCCGAAGAGGCCACGCCCACUUCGACAACAGACUCCGUCAGCAAGGAGGAGGAGGAUGCAACAGUAGGAGCGGGAAGCAAGGAUGACAGCGUCUCAGAGGAGCGUGACGAUAUCCACUUUGAACCGGUGGCCCAUCUCCCUGAGCAGGUGGAGAAAGUUACCGGAGAGGAAGACGAGAGCCAACUCUUCUGCUCAAGGGCAAAGCUGUACCGCUACGACAAAGCCACAACUCAGUGGAAGGACCGCGGUAUCGGAGACAUCAAGAUUCUUCAUAACACCCAGGCGACAAAGUACCGCAUCAUCAUGAGAAGGGACCAGGUCUUCAGGGUCUGUGCCAACCACUACAUCACCAAGGAGAUGAGUUUGGCACCCAACGCUAGUUCAGAGAACUCCCUGGUGUGGCAGGCCAUGGACGCGGCGGACGGCGACCCACAGAUGGAGCAGCUGGCCGUCCGGUUCAAACUGGCCGGAACCACCCAGCGCUUCAAGGCCGUCUUCGAGGAGUGCCAGGCCGAACUGAGAAAACAAACCCAACAAGACGGUGAAGUGUCUUCUACAUCAACGGAAUCACAGGAAGCAUCGGAAGACAAACAAAAAGAGGACAGUAAGGAUAACAAGGAGCAGGCGCAAUCAGCACCCACGGUGAGUGACGUUGAGAAAAUUCCGUCAGAAUCUUCGUCCUCUACUAGCGACAGCGGCAACACCGACAGCAAAAACUGAGACGAAUCAAC
Messenger RNA from Patiria miniata (bat star), 7810 nucleotides. Its product is annotated as E3 SUMO-protein ligase RanBP2-like. NCBI's taxonomy places the organism in Eukaryota, Metazoa, Echinodermata, Asteroidea, Valvatida, Asterinidae. Gene Ontology annotation, molecular function: GTPase activator activity; protein binding. Gene Ontology annotation, cellular component: nuclear pore; cytoplasm. The record is from RefSeq and is a predicted model, not a curated record. Gene Ontology annotation, biological process: intracellular transport. Bases 123 to 7799 code for a protein of 2558 amino acids. The transcript has 34 exons.